This is a messenger RNA of Ananas comosus (pineapple), 1082 nucleotides long. RefSeq names its product auxin-responsive protein IAA4. The transcript has 4 exons. The coding region runs from base 202 to 732 and encodes 176 amino acids. The record is from RefSeq and is a predicted model, not a curated record. Gene Ontology annotation, molecular function: protein binding. Gene Ontology annotation, cellular component: nucleus. Gene Ontology annotation, biological process: regulation of DNA-templated transcription. NCBI's taxonomy places the organism in Eukaryota, Viridiplantae, Streptophyta, Magnoliopsida, Poales, Bromeliaceae.
AAGAAGCUGCUUAUUCCUCAUCCCUCCGCCUCUCUCUUUCAUCUCUCAGCCUACCAGCUUAGUAUUUCUGCUCUCUCCCACUCCCUAUCUUCCAUAAGAAACAAGACUGCUGGCAAUCUCUCUCUCUCUCUUUCUGUCUCUCUCUGUCUCUGUGUGUGUGUGUGUGUGUGUGUGUGUGUGUGUGUGUGUGUGUGAUUUCCAAUGGGAGGAAAGGGUGAAUCCCCUUCUUCUUCGAUAGACAGCAGCAGCCACCCUGUUCUCUCCACAACAUCCUCUCUUUCACAGCCAAGAAGAAGAGAUUUGAGCACAGAUCUUAGGCUAGGACUCAGCCUGUCGUCCUCCUCCCUGCUGGAUAGUUCGUCCAAUUCGAGGGAUCAACGAUCUGACUGGCCACCGAUCAAACCACUUCUUAGGAGCACGCUCGCGGAGAAGGCAAAUCGAGGGCAUUCGUCAACAUUUUUCGUAAAGGUUUACAUGGAGGGCAUUCCAAUUGGAAGGAAGCUCGAUCUAUUUGCGCACGGCGGAUACGAUGACCUUAUUGGGACGCUUAGCCGCAUGUUUAAAACUACCAUUACAUAUCCUCCUGAUAUCGACCAAGUAGUCUCCAACAAGAAUCACGUGUUGACCUACGAAGACAAGGAAGGAGACUGGAUGAUGGUUGGAGAUGUGCCAUGGGAGCUGUUUUUGACCACUGUGAAGAAACUGAAGAUCACCAGAGCUGAUCGAUGCUAGCUAGUGUUCUUCGUCCGUCUGCCGAGCGCCAGUUUUGUUUGUUAUGUCAGUCUGAGAGCUGCGUGAGAAACAUACAAGUAGUAGUAGCUGGAGUAUAGAUAGAAUGUACAGCCCAUACAGCAUGAGAGAUCUCGAGAUUUUGGUUGUUAUUGUCUUUGUUUUGCUUGGUCUAUAGCUUGGGGAGUACUGCAAGUUUGUUAGAUACUGUCCCAUCACUCCCGGUGGGCAAUAGAAGGAUAAGGUAUAAAGCUAUUGAAGGUUUCUUUUAUGCGACCCAACUUGUUCUUUCUUUUCAUUUUUCAAUUUCAUCUCUGAGGAUUUCGUAUGGUCCUUCUGAGAAUUUAGAGUAA